Molecule: messenger RNA, 891 nt
Organism: Abrus precatorius (Indian licorice)
Lineage: Eukaryota; Viridiplantae; Streptophyta; Magnoliopsida; Fabales; Fabaceae
Exons: 1
Coding region: 1-891 (296 amino acids)
Biological process (GO): root development; shoot system development
Source: RefSeq, a predicted model, not a curated record
AUGGCAAACUCUUCUUCCAACACAAAAUACCAUUUCCAUGCUCGCUCAAACAGCUUGCCCUCUAGACCACACCCUCUCAUUCAGCAAUGCAAUGAGCUCUUGGAGAGGUUAAGAGCUUCCCAUGAAACCUCUUCUUCAUCUUCAUUGCUAAGCCAUAGACUAGGAGGCUUGCAAGAUCUGCAUGAAUGUGUUGAAAAGUUGGUCCAGCUUCCCCUCACCCAAGAAGCCCUUCUCCAUGAUCCUCAAGAAUCUUCGGUAGAUGAGCUUUUGGAUGGAUCUUUAAGAGUCCUAGAUGUGUGCACAGUUGCCAAAGAAUCUCUUUUGCAUACAAAGGAGUGCAUGCGUGAACUUCAAUCAAUUAUGAGAAGAAGAAGAGGAGAAGAAGUGGGAAUCACAACUGAGGCUAAGAAGUUCUUGGCUUCAAGGAAGGUGGUGAAAAAGGCUAUUUUCAAAGCCUUGGUGAAUUUGAAGGCUAUUGCCAAAAAGUGCAACUUCUCUUCUAACAUCAAAGGCCAACAAACUGGAGCAUUGGUUAGCUUGUUAAGAGAUGUUGAAGUUGUCACUCUUUCAAUAUUUGAGUCAUUGUUGAACUUCAUCGCUGGAUCAACAGAAGCCAAACUAGGUACCAGUUGGUCUUUGGUUUCCAAACUGAUCCAAACCAAAAGAACUGGCUGCACUCAAGUAGCAGAUGAAAGUGAAUUCUCCCAAGUGGAUGCAGCAUUGCAGUUCUGUGUACUUCACAUGACAAGCAAGUCAGAUAACAUCAACAAUCUGCAAAACCACUUGGAGAAACUGGAGUCGCGCAUUCAAGACUUUGAAGAAGGGCUUGAGUUUCUGUUUAGACGUUUGAUUAAAAUAAGAGUUGCCCUCCUUAAUAUUCUCAAUCACUAG